This is a messenger RNA of Maudiozyma saulgeensis, 2967 nucleotides long. Lineage: Eukaryota; Fungi; Ascomycota; Saccharomycetes; Saccharomycetales; Saccharomycetaceae. The record is from the annotation of a GenBank genome assembly.
AUGACAGAAAGACAAUCUGUAAAAGAUCUCCUAAACAAAGGACCAGAGUUUGUUAAAGGUACUCCGCUGGAUAUAUAUUUUGAACACUUAAGCGAUGAAUUGUUUAAACCAUUAGUUCAGUUACAAAAAGAAGAAGAUAACAAUCAAUCUGUUUACCAAUAUUUAGGGUUUGAGAAUAAUGAUAUGUUUGUAUCAAAAUUACUUGAAUAUUUUGGUAAAUUGCAUGAAUUGGUUCUAGAUAACCAAAAGGAUAUAAUAAAAGAUAAGUCUGAUUUAUUACCAAUAUCGUUGCAUGAUAUGAGAUAUGUGGAUGCGUUAGUAAACCUUCUAAUGAUACAUGGUAUUGAUGCCAAUAUUCCAGAUGAUGUAAGAAUACCUAUGGAUUCCAAAAGACUAACCCAAUUUAAGGAAGACGAUAAAAGAUACGAAAUUCCAAAAGCCCAUCGAAUGAAUAUUUCAACUUUGAAAUUCGUAAUAGAUUCUAUGUAUGAGGUUUUGAGUCAUGAGAAGGCUUAUGAGAAAGACAAAAACUCCGAAACUGAUUAUUUACGUCCUACUUUACUGAAAGGUUCGGCAUUUACAAAUGUAUUUCUGGGGACAUUAGUCCUUGUAUUAACAGAUCCCGAAAAUUAUGAGAGAAAAUUGAACUCUCUAGAGGCAAUUCAAGAAACAUAUACUUUAUUUUCAAUGUACACACUCUUGACAGAGACUUUAGUAAAUAAAGAGGCAAAGGUAAAGGUUAUAAAUUUACUAUCUACAUUAGUUAUUAGAAGGGAAGAAGAUGGGCUUUUAAGUUUGAUUGAUUUUAUUUUAGGUGUAAGAGAAAAUGAAGAUAUUGACGCUGAAAAGAUGAGUCGAAUAAAUCAGAUUUUAUUGUCCAGACCCCCAAAAGUUAUAUCAAACAAGGUAUACUUACAAAACUUGUUCGAUCAAAUUUAUGAUUCACUAACGUAUGUUAAUAGACCAAUCGUUGUUAUGUGUGUUAAUAAUAUUAUAAAAGACUUUUUUUUAAGGAAUAAAAGAAUUGUAAGAGAUUUUCUUUUUAAAAGGGUAUAUCAAAUUUUACUAAAUAGUCCGGUGAAAAAUCAUACGGCCAAGGAAUUAAAUGAUAUGGUUAAUGUUUUGAUAUCACUAUCAAAGAACUCAUCGGUUGAUGUCGUUAAGGAUUUGGUUAGUGGUUUAGAUGGGAAUGAAUUUUUUUUAACCUUAUGGAUAUAUGCUUUAUUUCUGAAAAAAAACCAAAAGGUCGACCCGUUGGUUGCUAAUAGUUUAAAGACUGAUAAUUUUGGACCUUAUUAUGAAGUUAUUCUUUCACUUAUGAAAUCAUUUCUAUUUAUUCUAGAUGACUAUGAUACUUUGGAUUAUUUAUCUUUGCAUUUACUAAAUACAGACCAUGAAGAUUGGGAAUAUCGAAUAGAUUUAGAAACACAAUUGGCCUAUAUUAAUGAAAAGGGUCCAAACAACGAAAAUUUACCUGAUCUUAAAAUAAAUGGUGAUGCACUUUCAGGAGAAAAUAUGAAUAAAAUGUCAAAAUUGUUUCAAGACAUGGAUAUAUCCAUCGAAUUGUACAUAGAAUUUUUGAAAUUGUUAGAUAACGAAGAAUCUAUCAAAGAUGAGUUUUUAAACGUUUUAAAGAGAUGGGUGCAACAAACUUUUAAUGGAAGUAAUACAGAGAAGAGUUCUCUAAUAAAUCUUCCAAAAGAUACCCAAACAAAAAAUAUUCUAAUAUUGACUGAUAUAAAGUUACUUGAGAAGAUGAAUGAAAAUUUCAAAUCAGGAUUGAUCAGAAAUGUUUCAGAUAUUCUGGAGGUAAUCAAUGAUCUUUUAGAUCUUCAUUUGAGCAAUGCUGAAGAGAAUCAAAGUAAUAAUAAUAAUAAUGAGGAGGAGGAGGAAGAUAGUGACGAUGAGGAAGAUGAGGUCGGUGAUGAUGAUGGUAGUGGUACAAUGAGUACAUUAGAUGUUAUAUUUGAGUUACUGAAGACAAUUAUUGAUCAAACUCCAUCUGCAGUCUUGCAAAAAAAUAAAAACUUAUUAUUGCAAAUUAAUGAAAAGAUUAAAAGGACAACCACAGCAUCGCAGGGAUUGAUAUCUGCAUCUUUGACACUUCUUUUGAGUGAUUCUCUGAAGGGAAAAGAUAAUGAUUCUCAAUUGGUACAAAAUGAAAUAAAUGAUAAUGAAAAAUUAGAUAAAGCACUUCGAAAUAUUGCAGAUCCUUUGGUUCCAAUAAAAGUACAUGGUUUGAUGGAAUUACGUAAAUUUGUUGAAAAUGGAUCUACUAUUAUUGCACCUGAUAGAGUAUUCAAAUUACAUCUUCAAUAUUUAAGAAACCCUGAUCCUUUUAUUUAUUUAAAUGUAAUUAAAGGGUUAUCGUCGUUAUGUGAAUAUCAACCUGAAAUGACAUUAGGUGUUUUAAUUGAAUUUUAUCAAGAUCGUAGACGUAGAAACAAAAUGGAUGAUAUUUUAAAAGUUGGUGAGGUAUUUAUAAAUUAUAUUCAAAGAGAGAAUCAAUUAUUUCAAGGUAAGUAUGCCAAUAUGAUUAUAGAUGUUUGUUUAGAAAGAAUUCAAGGACAUACAAAAGUGGAUAAUAAGAUUCGUAUGUCUGCCAUGUCUAUUCUUGGUGUAUGUCUUCAAGUCAACGCAAAGGGUGUCUCUACGAGAAUCAGUGAAAUGUUAGAUUGUGUAUUUGGUAUAUUACAAUUUGAAACUGAUGAAUCUAUAAAUGAUGGUCAAGAUGAUACGUUCAUUAUGCGAAGAAGUGCUAUACGCUUGAUUUAUGAUUUAUUUUAUGAUUUUGAACCUUCUUUAUUACCAGAAAAAUACGGUAUGGAAAGAUUGUUAACAUUGUUAGAGUACAUCAAAGAUAAAGAAACAGAUUACCUUGUAUGUGAACAGAUAAUUCAAGUGAUCAAGACAAUCAAUGAAGUCAUACCAGAAACUACGUUGGAAAGGUUGAAACUAUCAGGUUGA